Messenger RNA from Octodon degus (degu), 1830 nucleotides. RefSeq names its product AKT1 substrate 1 (gene Akt1s1). Bases 135 to 908 code for a protein of 257 amino acids. Gene Ontology annotation, cellular component: cytoplasm. Gene Ontology annotation, biological process: negative regulation of TOR signaling; neurotrophin TRK receptor signaling pathway; negative regulation of protein kinase activity. Lineage: Eukaryota; Metazoa; Chordata; Mammalia; Rodentia; Octodontidae. The record is from RefSeq and is a predicted model, not a curated record. The transcript is spliced from 6 exons.
GGCCAUGCUGGCUACGGGCACUGGGUCUGCCCUGGACCCCGGGCGCGGUGGGGAGGAGCCUGCGCGGCGGAGCGGGGCCCCGACGCUCACCCGGCCUCCUGCAUGAUCGCGUUCUCCACGCCUGCGGGGCGCCGAUGGCGGCAGGGCGGCCGGAGGAGCUAUGGGAGGCCGUGGUGGGGGCCGCCGAGCGCUUCCGGGCCCGGACUGGCACCGAGCUAGUGCUGCUGACCGCCGCGCCGCCGCCCCCACCCCGCCCGGGGCCCUGCGCCUAUGCAGCACACGGCCGUGGGGCCCUGGCUGAGGCUGCCCGCCGCUGCCUCCAUGACAUCGCCCAGGCUCACAGGGCUGCAGCUGCUGCCCGACCCCCCCGACCCCCACCAGUGCCACAGCCGCCCAGUCCUCCUCCCAGCCCGCCCCGCCCAGGCCUGCCCAGGGAGGAGGAGGAGGAGGAAGAGGAGGAUGAGCCGACUGAGACAGAGACUUCGGGGGAGCGGCUUGGCGGCAGUGAUAAUGGAGGGCUCUUUAUGAUGGACGAGGACGCCACUCUCCAGGAUCUGCCCCCCUUCUGUGAGUCGGACCCUGAGAGCACCGAUGACGGCAGCCUGAGUGAGGAGGCCCCUGCUGGCGCCCCGGCCUGUAAUGUGCCCCCUGCCUCAGCCCUGCCCACGCAGCAAUAUGCCAAGUCGCUGCCCGUGUCUGUGCCUGUGUGGGCCUUCAAGGAGAAGAGGACUGAGGCACGGUCGUCGGAUGAGGAGAACGGACAGCCCUCCUCCCCGGACCUGGACCGCAUCGCGGCAAGCAUGCGCGCGCUGGUGCUGCGGGAGGCCGAGGACACCCAGGUCUUCGGGGACCUGCCCCGACCGCGGCUCAACACCAGCGACUUCCAGAAGCUGAAGCGGAAAUACUGAGGCCCCGGGAGGCCACGUCCACCCGCCCCCACACUACACCCCGCCCCGCCCCCAGGCCCGCCCGUCCACGGGCCUGGCCGGCCUCGCGGGUUCCCCGCCCUUCCAGCCCACGGGCUCCCAUGCCGAGAGGCGAGAGCUGCCCAGGCGUCUGCUGGGUCUGUUGCCCUCUUCUCUGCCCAGCGACAGAUCUUUCAAGGGCACCGAGUCGCGCUCUGGAUGGGAGUGUGGCUCGUCCUAAGCCUGUAAUGGAUCGACUCCGUCGUUUUUCUGCCUAGCGACAAUGUGUCGCUCGGCAUUGGCUCCAUCCCUGAAAGACUACAGCCAAGCUCCAGGAUUGGGUAGUCACUUUUGGCCUAGUGACUGGGCAGCGCUUUCAUUUGAUUGGUUUGAAUCUAGUCACCGGCUGGAUCAAACCCUGGGGAGUUACCCUCCGCCCUUCCUGAAUCCUUAAUUGGCUGCAGCCUCUUGGGGUGUGGUCAGGCGGCUCUCCGACCUUCCUGGAUCCUCAUUCCUGAUUGGCUGUGGCCGCUGGGAGGCGUGGUCAAGCCCUCUGGUAUACAGAAUCAGGCUGAGGCUUAGUUUGCCGUUUUUCUUUUUUACACUACUGGGGCUGGGCUCGCUUUUUGGCCGAGUCCUGACUAUUGUACCCCUGACCCCCUCAGGGAUGGCUCAGUCCGGUCCCUGCGUCCGACACCCCUCACUGGAUCCACCCCACAAAAGCUUGCCAAUUGAAGCCGGUCCUUUUAUCCAGGACGGCACUAGCUCCCGCCCCUCUCCCCACCCCCACAGGUGCCUUAAAGGCCCCUUGUCCACCCAAGGUGGGGCAGGGAGCCUCACUCUCCGGCCCUGGUGUGGGGGAGAGAGUGGGAGGAUCGGGAGUUAGGAGGGGCGCUCUUGAGAUUAAAGAGUUUGAUAAAUGUGA